AUGACAAACUAUUACCGCUCAAUUAAAACAUACCCAAUAGACUUUAAAGUCCCUUUAUCAGAUUCCAAUCGUGGUUAUAGGAUUUUUCAAUUAUCAAAUGGAAUUUUAACCUUCCUCAUAUCGGAUCCAGGUAAUGAAAUAGGUUCUGCAAGUUUAUGUGUUGCUGCCGGCUCUCACAAUGACCCUGAGUAUAUCCCAGGUCUAGCACACUUAUGUGAGCAUGCUUUAAUGAUGGGAACAAAGGAAUUUCCUAAAUCAUAUUCCUAUCAUGAGACUGUGCUAGCUUAUGGAGGGCAAACAAAUGCCUUUACUAGUGGAGAGAAAACCUGCUUUCAUUUUGAAGUGCCCGUUAUUAAUGGAAAUACAGGAAACAUAAAUCCAACAGAAUCAGAGAAUAAUAAUGAAUCUGUUUUUGAUUAUAUUUUGAGAAAUUUUGCCAGCUUCUUUAAAUGCCCUUUGUUUCGGGCUAGGGACAUAUUUAAUGAAAUCUUGUCAGUCAACGAUGAAUAUAUUUGCAACCAAGAUUCACCAGAGAAGAUUUUUUUCAAUUCUUUGAAGUACUUAUCAAACGAGGAUCAUCCAUUCAGUCGUUUCGCAACAGGCAAUAUACAAACACUACAAAGCACUCCCAAAUCUUUAAAGCUAAAUUUGUCUUCAGAAUUAUUCAAGUUUUUUCAUUCCUUUUACAUACCUGAGAAUAUGACUCUCGUUAUAAGUGGUCCACAAUCUUUAAAUCAUUUACAAAGGCUAACUCUAAUGAAUUUUUCAAAUAUUCAUAAGAAAUCAAGUAAAACUGAUAAUUAUUCUGAAACAGAAGUGUUAAAACACCAUUUAUCAGAAUUCUCAAUCCUAUCUCAAUCCUGGAAAAACAUUUAUUCAGAGCCUGUCUUUAAACAGUGUAAUUUAAACAAGUGUCUAUUCAUUAAAAGUAAAAGUCAUUCGCGUCUACGUAUAAUAUUUCCUAUGAAGCCAACUAAAUUUCGGAAAGAAUAUGAACUAUAUCAAAACGUAUGGAUAAAUAUAUUGGGAGAUGAAUCCUUAGGAUCUUUAUGUGCUUAUUUAAUUGAAUCAGAAGACCUUGCAAUUUCUCUUUGUCUGUUUCGUCAAUCAUUAACGUUUCAAGACGAUGUGUUAAUAUUGGAUCUAGUAUUAACAAAUAAGGGGAGAAAUAAUAUUCAAAAGAUAUUGUUGUCAGUAUUCCAAUAUAUCAACCAAAUAAUAGUCAAAUGUUCUUAUGAUAUCAUGGGUAAGUACUUAUCUGAUAUGGCCUCAAUUGAAACGUUGAAUUUCAUCUAUAGAGAAUCCAAUUUUUGUCCUAUGGAGGAGACUGCAGCUUUAGCCGAGAUUUUGCAGCAAGACAUAAGCGUCAUCAGUCCUGAGAAUAUAUUGAAAGGCUGUAAUGAUUGGAUAGAUGAGGAGUUAGAUUACAGUGGUGACUACAAAGUAGACCCCGGUUGGUGGCGCUUGAUGGCUGCAAAAUUCAUUGCAGCAACUACGAAAGUUCUUAACACUGCAAAUUGUAAUAUCUUGAUACUUGAUUCCAAUCCACUAUUAAUGAAGAAUAUUAUCGACUAUUCUAAAAGUUCAAAUAACAUUAGUGCUAAAGACCAAUAUAACAAUCUUGAAUAUACUAUUCGUGAUAUAGAUUUUUCUCGCAUAAACUUGAAAUUCCCAGAAUAUUGUUCUCAUUUUUCGUUUCCAAGGCCUAAUAUUUAUUUAGCUUAUAAGCAAAAAGACCUUAACUCUAUCGUGGAAAAUAUCUCACUUAAAGCUUCUAAUAUAUCUUGGGGCUUUCAAGCUUAUAGAGUUUCUGAAGCAGAACCAAAGCUUAUUGACUCUUCUCAGUUACAUGAAGUUUGGCAUAUGUAUGAAAAAUCCACGUCAAAGAUAAUGGCUUCUUGUCAGCUACAAAGUGUAUGCUUAGAAUCAUCGCCAAAUGUAACUAUUGGAAUAGAAAUAUUAAUAGAGGUAAUUGGGAAUAAGUUGCGCCAUGAAUUAUACCCUGGCGAAUUAGUAGGUUAUUCUUGGGGUUUAUUUCCUGGUCUGAACUGCUUACCAGCAAUUACCCUAACAAUUUCUGGCUUCCAAGAUAAGUUUAACAUGUUUUUAUUUUUUAUAAUAGAGAAAAUCCAGGAAGUUACCUCAAAUAUUAAAGAUAUAUCUUAUAAAGAUUUUAUCAAAGCCCAGGAGUCUGUCAAAAUACAUUACGAAAACGUCUUAAAAUCCGAAGGAGUUGAAAAAGCUAUUGCCGGCUCAGUAGUUUUUCUUGAAGAGGGAAUAUGGUCCCUAAAGGAACGUCUACACGCUUUAGAACAAAUGGACAUUCUGAUUUUAGAAGAAAUCAGUCUAAACCUUUUACACAAGAUGCAUCAUUUAAGCAUUUUUAUUCAAGGUAGUAUUGGAAUGGAUGAGUCCUUUAAGGUCUCCAGAAUACUUCAAUCGCUAGGAAGAUACGAAAAUAACCACAAUAAUUUUCAAAUUUCUAAACCAUCUAGUUACUUAUUGCAAAACGGUAAAAAUUACGUAUAUGAAGAUAAAGAUACAACCAAUGGUUCAACAAAUACAAUAUUCUACUACAUUCAAAUAGGAAGUAGGGAAGAUGUAUUUAAUAGAACAAUUGCGAAAUUUUCUGCGCACUUAUUAUCAAUUUUUGCAGCAGCUGAGUUGAGAACAAAACGAAAAUUAGGGUACUUUGUAUCUAGUGGUUGUAAGUUAUUCAGAACCACAACUGGUAUUUUCAUAACGGUCUCUAGUGGAAUUUAUGACCCCCACUAUUUGAACUCACAAAUUGAAAAUUUCUUAUAUGAUUUGGAGUUGUUACUAUUUGAAUAUUCUGAGGAGAAUUUCGAUGAUAAUUUCAAGAAAACAUUUUCCAAAAGCUACUUAAAGCAAAAUAUUCAAAAAGAAAAGUCAAUUUUAGGUAGUAGGUUAUAUGGUGUGAAUCCUGUAAAAAGCAGUAGUAUUUUCCCUAAGGGAAAAAUGUACUACAUGCACAUCAAUUAUUUCGAUAAGAUUGUUAACAAAACUUAUUAUUUCGGAGGGAUGAAGGGAGAUAAUGAAGUCGACAUUCUGAUAAUAGACAACUUGACAAAAGCUGAAUUCCUUGAAAUCUUCGGGUCAAGAAUUUCUAUAAAAUCCAAAAGAAAAUCUUCUCUUUCAUUACAAUUAUUCAGCCAAAGAGAUGUCAAAUCGAAGUCUCUUAAAACCCAGAUACUAGAGAUAUUAACAGAAGAAGGAAUUUCAGUUAGCAGUAAUGAUUUUGAAGAUAUAUUAGGCAAGUGUAAGAAUAAUCUUAUAUUCUCUAAAGGUGGUUCCAAUGUGGAUCCCAAAAUUAAGAAUGAGGGAGCAAAAUUAAUUAUGAACAAUUUGAAGAAAGCAUACAGAGCUAAGCUUGAAAAAUUUACGUCAAGUAAAAAACGAAACCAUAUAACUAAAGCUUUAGGAGAAAAUCAUAAUUCAAAUGUGCCUUCCUUAGGACCAACAAUAUUAACUGAUUGGAAGCAGUUACAUAAAGAGAGCAAACUUCAAAAAUAUAAUUGA
Messenger RNA from Debaryomyces fabryi, 3540 nucleotides. RefSeq lists its product as uncharacterized. Lineage: Eukaryota; Fungi; Ascomycota; Pichiomycetes; Serinales; Debaryomycetaceae. Gene Ontology annotation, molecular function: metal ion binding; metalloendopeptidase activity. Gene Ontology annotation, biological process: peptide catabolic process. The record is from RefSeq and is a predicted model, not a curated record. Gene Ontology annotation, cellular component: mitochondrion; cytosol. The transcript has a single exon. Bases 1 to 3540 code for a protein of 1179 amino acids.